Verticillium nonalfalfae is the source of this 1335-nucleotide messenger RNA. RefSeq lists its product as uncharacterized. The record is from RefSeq and is a predicted model, not a curated record. NCBI's taxonomy places the organism in Eukaryota, Fungi, Ascomycota, Sordariomycetes, Glomerellales, Plectosphaerellaceae. Bases 1 to 1335 code for a protein of 444 amino acids. The transcript is spliced from 2 exons.
AUGCCCGACUUUGGCUCCAUCGUCAAGGGCGGGUGGCAUCCCGAGAAGAAGGGCACCACCUUCAAGGGCCAGAUGAAAGGCCUCGUGGGAAGAGGUGACAAGGACAAGGACGAAGAGCGUGCCAAUCACGUCUCUCGACCCAUCGCCUCCCUGCGAGAUCCAGCCUCUUUUGCCCCUCCUCCCAAGCGCACCGCAGACCAGCCUCUGCCGCCGCCCAUCUCCCGCACGAGCACAGCAUCCUCCGCCGCCGGCGGACCUCCGUCCUACAACGACUCCAACCGCUAUGCUACUCAGCAGCAGCAGCAGCAGCAGCAGCAGUAUGGCGCCGUCGCCGAGGAGGAGGACGACACGCCGGCCCCUCCGAAGCCCUACCGGGUCGACACGACCGGCCUCUCGACGUCCCAUCUGCCGCCGCCCCCCAAAAUGAAGAACAUGGGCAUCGCGCCGCCCCCAACCCCUCCCUCCGCCGCCGCCUCCGCCGCCAGGGCUCCGCCGCCGAGCCUGCCCCCGAGGUUGCCACCCCGCACCCCCUCGGCCCCCUCGACGCCCGUCCAGAGCCCCGCGCCCACCGGCGCCUCCGCUAACGCGGCGAGCGGCGGUGGCGGCUACCUCAACCAAGGCGCCCUGAACCGUCUCGGCGCAGCCGGCGUCUCCGUCCCGGCCUUUGGCAUCGGCAGAUCCUCCUCUCCAGCCGCCCCGGCCCCAGCACCGGCCGCCGCGCCAUCGCCCGCCCCGGCCCCCGCCGCCUCGCACAUGAGCGAGCUCCAGAACCGCUUCUCCAAGCUCAACAAGCCCUCCUUCGGCGCAUCCUCGCCAGCCGGCGUUCCCACCGGCAGCUACGGCGCCACGAGCCUCCCGCCCGCCGAGGGCACGACCAUGGCACAGAAGCAGGCAGCCCUGCGCACGGCGUCCAACUUCCACAAGGAUCCGUCCUCCGUCAGCAUGGCGGACGCGCGCUCCGCCGCCGGCACCCUCAACAACUUUCGCCAGCGCCACGGCGACCAGGUCGCCUCGGGCGUCCGCACGGCGGGCGCGCUCAACCAAAAGUAUGGCAUUGCCGACCGCGUGGGCGGGUACGCGGGGCAGGUGGGCGCGCAGCAGGAGGGCGUCACCCAGGGGCAGGGUCGGGCCGAAACCGCGUCGACCGUCUCGUCGUCGUCGGCGGCGGUGCUGCCGCCGCCGGGGCUCGCGGGGAAGAAGAAACCGCCGCCGCCGCCGCCGCCGAAAAAGAAGCCUGCCCUAGCCGGGGUUCCGCAGCAGCAGCAGCAGUCGCCGUCUGCGGACGACGGGGGUCCGCCGCCGCCGGUUCCCCUAUCGACGAGACCUCAGUGGUGA